UGACCCUCGUUCAGACUACAGAAUCGACAGUUGAUCUUCGGCAGCUCGUAAAAGCGGGAAAGAAGAUAUAAGAAUUGUGUCGCCGACUGUACUCGUUAGCAGGCCGGUGAGUCACGUGACAGAACAGAGGUAAUAAAUAGAAGUGCAGGGAGUACAGCAGGCCUCUUUUCCAUAGUAGCAGCCGACGCACUGACUGAGUUAGGACCUAGGUUCAGAAUGCCCGAGACUUCAUCGCCGUAUAUCAACGGAUUCCAACAGAACGGACACAUGGAACCGGAACUGAUAGAAGAUACAUUUCUUUUCACAUCAGAAUCAGUAGGGGAAGGUCACCCAGACAAAAUGUGUGAUCAGAUAAGUGAUGCCAUUCUUGAUGCCCACCUGAGUCAAGAUCCUGAUGCAAAAGUUGCCUGUGAGACUGUUACAAAGACUGGGAUGAUUCUUCUAUGUGGUGAAAUCACAUCAAAGGCCAAUGUUGAUUACCAGAAGGUUGUACGGGAGACCGUGAAACAUAUUGGCUAUGAUGAUUCAUCAAAGGGUUUUGAUUACAAGAUCUGCAACGUAUUACUGGCCCUUGAUCAGCAGUCUCCAAACAUUGCAGCAGGCGUUCACCUCAACCGCAGUGAUGACGAUGUUGGUGCUGGUGACCAGGGUUUAAUGUUUGGCUAUGCCACAGAUGAAACUGAAGAAUGUAUGCCAUUGACAGUUGUGCUUGCUCACAAGCUGAAUCAGCGUAUUGCAGAGCUCAGGCGAAGUGGUGAAUUCUGGUGGGCACGGCCUGACUCAAAAACACAGGUGACAUGCGAAUACUGUAUGUAUCAUGGGGCCUGCAUUCCUUUGCGUGUGCACACUGUGGUAGUCUCUGUUCAGCAUUCAGAGAAAAUCAGCCUUGAGGAACUCCGUGCAGAUGUGAUGACCAAAGUGAUUAGAGUGGUGAUACCAGAGAAGUAUUUGGAUGAUGGAACGACCUUUCAUAUUAACCCUUGUGGGCUCUUUGUUGUUGGAGGACCACAGAGUGAUGCUGGACUGACUGGACGCAAGAUCAUUGUAGAUACAUAUGGAGGCUGGGGUGCACAUGGCGGUGGAGCUUUCUCUGGCAAGGACUUCACCAAAGUGGAUCGAUCUGCUGCAUAUGCUGCUCGGUGGGUUGCUAAGUCUUUGGUGAAGUCUGGGCUCUGCAGGCGCUGCCUAGUGCAGGUAUCUUAUGCCAUUGGUGUGGCUGAACCCCUCUCUAUAACACUGUUUGAUUAUGGCACUUCUAAGAAGACUCAGAAGGAGUUACUGGCAAUUGUGAAGAAGAAUUUUGAUCUCCGACCUGGAAAAAUUGUCAAGGAGCUUAAUCUACGUAACCCCAUCUACCAACAGACCAGCACAUACGGUCAUUUUGGUCGUGACAUGUUUCCAUGGGAGCAGCCUAAGAAACUGGUUGAUUGAUGAAUGGGGAAGGCAUGAUUUUGUAAGGCUUAUAGAAGUUGAACAGUCCCCUGCCUGAUCUUCCUCUUUGGCAUUUCUCGUUCCACAUCUUUAACACUUUAAAAAUUGUGAUUCUAUUUGUUUUCGUAUUGUGUACGUACAGGCAAUAUAGAAGUAUAUAUUGUGACUCAAACAUGUUUGCAUACAGUGUUGCUGUAGAAAGAGGUUAAAGCUUCAUGCCAAGCAGGACACAAGAUGAAGUCUCCUGGUUUUGUAGGUAUUCUGAACCUUAGCUUAACAUCUUAAGGUUGUACCACGCCGUGCGGAUGGGACAUGCUGCCACAUCAAGUAGAAAGCUCACCGACUUUGUGCUUCCCAUGUCGCAUCCCCACUCGGCCCCAAGAGGACAAUUCUAGACUGCUUUGAAAAGCAGCUGUUUUGAUUUUUUAUACAAACGUCAUAAAAAUAUUUUAUAAAUAAUUUAUGUAAGUUAUAUAUUAAUUAUGGAUGUGUGUGAUGUACUUGUGAUUUUAUGGUUGUAGUUAAGCACCUAGUGACAGUGACGUGGGGCCACGUUCCCUUGAUUUCCACGGCGUGGUAUGUACUUUUACAAGGUGAUAUAUUUUCCCUAACUGGAUGUGAUUGGUAGUUGGCGAUAUAUUAGGCAAGAGGGGAAGGCAAAGCCUGGCUCUAGACAGAUCACAGUGGAAGGCAAUAAUGAGCCUUUACUGCAAAUGUGUGUGGCCCCAGAAAGCGCCUUUCCCACUAGAGUUUUUUCUCUGAGUGGUAAAACUCCACACAUUUUGUGUUGUGUUUACGAAAAAGAGUCUAUUGGAAAAGAGCAUUUCCGAAAACACUCCGAUCUGCCCAGAUUCCUGGAUAACGUAGCAGUUAUUAAUUUUCUUAAGAUUCUCGUGUCUCACGCAUUUAUAAAGUAGAACUUAAGGGGGGGUGGAGCAGUGUUUGUGUGUGUGUGUAUAGGUGUUUUAUUGUGACUAUCUAAGCUACUGAUGUAGAAGUUAAAUAUUGUCUUUUGAGUUCUAAUAAUUCUGCUGCGUCUUUGGCCUUCCCCAAAAAAGUUGUGUCCAUUCUAAUAUGCCAUAUUUCAUACAAAUGCAUGUGGAAUAAAGACAAAUGAAAUAAAUGCCAUUUUGUGUAUGGCAGCUGAAAA
This is a messenger RNA of Cryptotermes secundus, 2581 nucleotides long. RefSeq names its product S-adenosylmethionine synthase (gene Sam-S). The transcript has 10 exons. Gene Ontology annotation, biological process: S-adenosylmethionine biosynthetic process. The record is from RefSeq and is a predicted model, not a curated record. Gene Ontology annotation, molecular function: methionine adenosyltransferase activity; ATP binding. The coding region runs from base 217 to 1431 and encodes 404 amino acids. Lineage: Eukaryota; Metazoa; Arthropoda; Insecta; Blattodea; Kalotermitidae. Gene Ontology annotation, cellular component: cytosol.